Spinacia oleracea (spinach) is the source of this 1513-nucleotide messenger RNA. RefSeq names its product PGR5-like protein 1A, chloroplastic. Gene Ontology annotation, molecular function: oxidoreductase activity, acting on iron-sulfur proteins as donors. The coding region runs from base 187 to 1173 and encodes 328 amino acids. Gene Ontology annotation, biological process: photosynthetic electron transport in photosystem I. The transcript has 11 exons. The record is from RefSeq and is a predicted model, not a curated record. Gene Ontology annotation, cellular component: chloroplast thylakoid membrane. NCBI's taxonomy places the organism in Eukaryota, Viridiplantae, Streptophyta, Magnoliopsida, Caryophyllales, Amaranthaceae.
AACAGAAGAAGUAUAGAUCUUUUAGAAAGCCCCAAUUAAUUUCCCUCCACACAAUACACCAUUUGCCUUAUCUCCAAAAGAUCCCUCCAAACUCAAACCACAAUGCCCAGAAAAUUCCUUUACUAUUUCCCCUGUGAAGAAUGCUCUGUUUGAGCUGAAAUAAUUUUUGAAAAGUGGUAAAAAAAAAUGGCUUCCAAACUAGGGGUUGCUGCUUUAACUUCCCCAAGGAUUUUUUCAGCUCCAAGAAGAAAACCCUUAGUUACAGUCUCCACUGCAUCUCCAUUAUCAUUCUCUUUGAAGGAUGCUUCUUCUCAGUUCAUGGCUGUUCGCCGUCUCGCAGUUCGCCGUAGAUUCUUACUUCUUGCCCCCAACGCUGCUACUGAUAAGCAAGGUCAGACGGGAGGUGAAGACGAAACUAUAGACAGUAAUAUGUUACAAUAUUGCAGUAUUGACAAGAAGGCAAAGAAAUCAAUAGGGGAUCUUGAACAGGAUUUCUUACAAGCACUACAAUCAUUCUACUAUGAGGGGAAAGCUGUCAUGUCAAACGAGGAAUUCGACAAUCUCAAGGAAGAGUUAAUGUGGGAAGGAAGCAGCAUAGUAAUGCUAAGUCCUGAUGAGCAGAGGUUUCUAGAAGCUUCCAUGGCUUAUGUAGCUGGAAAACCAAUUUUGUCAGAUAAGGAGUUUGAUGAACUAAAGAUGAAUCUUAAGACGGGAGGUAGUAUGAUUGUCGUGGAGGGUCCUCGUUGCAGUCUUAGGAGUAGAAAGGUUUACAGCGACCUCAGUGUUGACUACUUCAAAAUGUUCUUGUUGAAUGUUCCAGCUGCUGUCGUUGCCCUUGGACUGUUUUUCUUCUUGGAUGAUCUGACCGGAUUUGAGAUCACUGUACUGUUGGAGCUUCCAGAGCCUUUCAGUUUCAUUUUCACAUGGUUUGCUGCACUUCCAGCAAUACUAUGGUUAUCUCAGGCCAUCACAAAGCUUAUUGUCAGAGAUUUUCUCAUUUUGAAGGGCACUUGUCCUAACUGUGGUACAGAGAACCUCUCCUUCUUUGGAACUAUUCUUUCAGUAUCCAGUGGCGGCGCCACCAACAGUGUGAAAUGCUCAGACUGUGGCACGAAAUUAGAAUUUGAUUCGAGUAAGCGUAUGUUGACAAUACCAGAAGGAAGCCAAGCUUAAGGUCAAGAUUUUGUGCAAGGGUAUAUUCAGCUGAUUGCGCGCAAGUGUGGAAUUUAAUUGGGAUGCUGUAUUAAUUCCUUUGUAGAUUGAAAGGGUUGAGAUCAGCGGGUUCUUGUCGCAAAUCUGCAGGGUGUAACAGUUCGCUAAUAAAUUUCUGCAACCUAUGUAUAUUCCGAUAAACUUCCUGCAUACUAGAGGCAGAGUAAAAGUGAAUAUUCUCCUUAUGUAAUUCUUAUACAAGCUCUUGAACCAUUGGAUAUGGAGUGAAACACAAACCUCAAUCUCUAUGAGACUCUAUGUAAAUUUUUACCAGUAUUGUACAUGAACUCUAUGGCACUCA